Molecule: messenger RNA, 1244 nt
Organism: Suricata suricatta (meerkat)
Lineage: Eukaryota; Metazoa; Chordata; Mammalia; Carnivora; Herpestidae
Product: EARP and GARP complex-interacting protein 1-like
Exons: 8
Coding region: 1-1185 (394 amino acids)
Biological process (GO): protein ubiquitination
Molecular function (GO): protein binding
Source: RefSeq, a predicted model, not a curated record
AUGCCCAUCCGCAUGCGACCACGUAGGACCGCCUGCACCGUUUUCCUGCUGCCUCAGCAGGCCGUUCCCGGGCAGCUGGGCUCCGAGGCGUCCGGCAGCGAUGAUGGUCCCCGUCCGGGCCGAGGCCCGCCCCGCCCGGCCUGGGACUCUCCGUCUGAGGUGGGGCCCCUGGGAGGUGGAUGGGGCCUGAGGGUGGAGCCCGCUCGAUGGGGUGGGGCCCCUGCUCACUCUCGGCCACGCCCAGGACACGUGAGAAGGCGGAGCGUGGCCCCCCGAAGAACCGCCGCGCCGGCUCCCUGCUCGUGCACAGGUGUGCACGGGGAAACGUGUGCUCAGCGGGCGGCCUGUUUCUGCGGCCCGGGCCCAGGGGGCCUGCUGGGCACGGGUAAUGCACGUCCUCCUCUGCCAGGACAAGCCUGCGGCCGCCCGCUGCCUGCCAGCGUCGCCUGGGAGCCCACGGGGGACGGGAGGAGGGUCAUCUCGCUGGCCGACAGCCACGUCCUGCUGUGGGACCUGCAGGAGAGCUCCAGCCAGGCCGUGCUGGCCAGUUCGGCGUCCCUGGAAGGGAAGGGACAGCUCAAGUUCACCUCGGGACGGUGGAGCCCUCACCACACCUGCACCCAGGUGGCCACCGCCAAUGACACGACCAUCCGAGGCUGGGACACACGGAGCAUGAGCCAGACAUACUGCAUAGAGAAUGCCCACGGGCAGCUGGUGCGGGACCUGGACUUCAACCCCAACAAGCAGUACUACCUGGCCAGCUGCGGGGACGACUGCAAGGUGAAGUUCUGGGACACCCGGAAUGUCACGGAGCCAGUGAAGAGCCUGGAGGAGCACUCGCACUGGGUGUGGAACGUCCGCUACAACCACUCGCACGACCAGCUGGUGCUCACGGGCAGCAGCGACAGCCGGGUCAUCCUGUCCAACAUGGUGUCCAUCUCCUCGGAGCCCUUCGGCCACCUGGUGGACGACGAGGACCUGAGUGACCAGGAGGAGUGCCGUCCGGAGAAGAGCCAGGAGCCCCCGCAGGACAGCGUCAUCGCGACCUACGAUGAGCACGAGGACAGCGUGUACGCCGUGGACUGGUCGUCCGCCGACCCCUGGCUGUUCGCCUCCCUGAGCUACGACGGGAGGCUGGUCAUCAACAGGGUGCCCCGUGCGCUGAAGUACCACAUCCUGCUGUAGCCGCCCCGCCGCUGCGCCCCUGCGUCUCUGCGGUCGGACCGGCCGCCCUCCGGGGAGCC